Molecule: messenger RNA, 1498 nt
Organism: Cynara cardunculus var. scolymus (artichoke)
Lineage: Eukaryota; Viridiplantae; Streptophyta; Magnoliopsida; Asterales; Asteraceae
Product: serine/arginine-rich splicing factor RSZ21-like
Exons: 6
Coding region: 99-656 (185 amino acids)
Biological process (GO): mRNA splicing, via spliceosome
Cellular component (GO): nuclear speck
Molecular function (GO): RNA binding; zinc ion binding
Source: RefSeq, a predicted model, not a curated record
UCCUGCGGUCGCUGAUUAGGGUUUUUGUUCUUCAGAUCGCCUUUCAGUUUCUUCCAUCGAACCACAAACGAUUAAAAUCUUGACGUUGAUAAAGGGAUAUGUCUCGUGUGUACGUUGGAAAUUUGGAUCCUCGGGUUUCCGAGCGAGAGCUUGAAGAUGAAUUUCGCGUAUAUGGCGUUUUACGGAAUGUGUGGGUUGCUAGGAGACCACCUGGUUAUGCAUUUGUUGAAUUUGAUGAUCGUCGGGAUGCUCUAGAUGCGAUUCGGGCACUGGAUGGAAAGAAUGGCUGGCGUGUGGAGCUCUCUCACAAUUCAAAAGGAGGUGGUGGAGGCCGUGGUGGGGGCAGGGGCCGUGGUGGCGGUGGCGGUGAAGAUCUCAAGUGUUAUGAAUGCGGUGAGGCUGGUCAUUUUGCAAGAGAAUGUCGCUUACGAGUUGGGCCACGAGGUUUAGGAAGUGGACGUCGUCGUAGCCCAAGUCCAAGGCGACGCAGGAGUCCAAGUUAUGGGCGUCGGAGUUAUAGUCCACGCUACAGUCCUCGUGGAAGAAGAUCUCCUCGCCGUAGCAUAUCACCACCUCCUCGUCGGGGUCGUAGCUACAGCAGGUCUCCUCCAUAUCGCCGUGCCCGACGUGACUCACCAUAUGCAAAUGGAGUGUAAGCGGUUGGAGCUGGGAUGGAAGCAAAUGGCUGAGCUGGUAAAGGAUACCCCUGGCAUCAUCAAUGUAUUUGUGAUGAGAAACUGUGAACAAAUUGGAGGUAGGGUUUUGUUUUAGUGGAAACUGCACUGUAUGACCUGCUGCUGAAAGAGGUGGGGCGCUAUGGAGUCCAACUUCUUGUGUCGGCUUCGCUCUAUUCAGCUGGCUAAAACUUAGAGGUCCCUUUCGUACUUAAUUUUACUAUUUAUUAUAAUGCUUUUGUGAUGACAUAUAUUUGGAGUAUUUGGUUGCUAAACAUUUUUCAUACUUUUCCCCCUUCUGUUGUGAGGUUUGGUUAUCGCGGCCUUCGCCCUCCGCCCUCCAUUAUCUCUGCAUGUUAGACUCUACACCAUGGUUUAGCGUCAUAUGUUCUUCUCUGCACUGCAUCAUCAUCAUCAUGAUCAUCAUCGUCGCUUCAUGUGGUUGUUAAUGACUACUUUGAACGGCCUUCGAAUCCAAACUGCACUUUAAAAAUGGUAGCUUCCCUCCGCAAAGAAAGCUUCUGAUGCCGUCAUAGUUAGGAUAUCUCACUUGGCUGCUGAAAAAUGAUAGCUUCCUCCGCCCUCUUUUGUGUAUACCGUGGUCACAAAGGUAAGUGUUGCGAUGAAGAAAAAACGUCUGACACUUGUACCUGGCUGUACGAGUAUUGGGAUGGGAAGUAAAUGUAACCACUUGACUACCCAAAAGCGAGCCAGAUAUCUUGCUUCGUUUUCUUACUGAUAUUAUUUAUAAGCUCAGUUGAAAUGGGUCGAUACUUCUCGUUUCUUUUUAAAAAAAUAAUUGGAAAAAUGGCUUUUGAUCAUCA